Messenger RNA from Podarcis lilfordi (Lilford's wall lizard), 36111 nucleotides. NCBI's taxonomy places the organism in Eukaryota, Metazoa, Chordata, Lepidosauria, Squamata, Lacertidae. The record is from the annotation of a GenBank genome assembly.
ACUUCGAACGUCAUUACGGUUCUACGGAAAAUGCACUUUCCCCCGCGAGGCAGGAACGUAAAGGAAGUAAAGGAACGUGGGAGCGGCCACACGCCAGCGCCGAACACGUGUCGUUGUGUUCCCGCGUUAUGAAGUCCCCAGAACAAAAAAGCACAGUUUGGUUCAAAACAACAGCGCAACGGUCCGAUGACUUCGUAACCGUAGCGCACUUUCUUUCCCCUGCCCUCCAGAGAGGCCUAAGCCGCUCAGCCCGUCUGGGCGCGCGUUAGCAUUGUGACCUAGGGAGGUGUUACUCGGAAGGCAACGCGCCGGCCCGCUGCAAAACGACGUAGCUGGAGAGCGGGUGUUUGUGCAGGGAGGGGGACGGAGGGAGGGGGCUGCCGGAGCCUGCGCGGGAAGGGAGCGGCCAGGCCCUCCAGCGAGCGCCGCCGGCGUUUGGGAGCAAGCUGGCAGGAGGGGGCCCGCUGGAAGGGCGGCGGCGGUGGCAGCUGCUCGGCUCCCGCCAUGGGGGUGACCGUGGAGGCGCGCAAGGUUUACAGAUACCCCUUCGAGCAGGUAGUGGCCAGCUAUCUCCGCAAGGUAAAGAAGGGGAGCUCCUUUUCAUUCUUUCUUUCCCCUUUCCCGAAGCUGUGUGUCAGGCCCCGUUUCCUUGGGCUCAAGGGGGUUCAUUCACAAGUGUGUGGGGAGGGGGGGAGAGGAUAAGGAGGAGAAAUGGCGGCAACGGUGCGCCCCAGCCCAACCUUCAUAUUGAAUACUCUCCACGCACGCCCUCUCCAGUCUGGCAAAACUAUUUGGAAGUGUUUUCCAGCCUCCGAUUUUCUCUUUGGUUGACAGCAGAGCCCCGACUUCAGUGUCCCCUUGCAGUAACACGCGGUGAGGCCGAGCCUUUGGGGUAUUUUGGGGGUGCGUGUUGCGUCGCGGGUGGGGGCCGUGCUAUCUAACCCAGCUGCCAUCCGCCUGGCUGAGACAGAGGCUCUCCGUGUUUAUCGGAUGGGGGUGUGAACGCGCCUCUGGAUCUCUCCUUCCCACUGCUGCCUUUCGCACGUGCUCUCUCUCCGGCACGUUUUUCGCCCUGGCGUUUGCUGGUGGGCGCUGCUGCUUUCUCGCUUAGUUCUCACGAAAGUGCUACUUCGUCAGAACUUAUAAAUACCAAGGCCCACUCCUUUGAGACAAGGUUUUUUGUGUCUGGCAGGGUGUACUCAGGAUUUUUAUUGAGGGGAGGUCUUUUGUUUUUUCGAGGGGGGGGGCAGAACCUCAGUUAACUAUGUAUAUUUAUGUAUUUUUAUUGAUGGGGGGGCAGUUGCCCCUUCCCCCCAGCUACACCCAUGGUGUCUUGUAUACUUUCCAAAGUGCAUGUCUUCAUCUCCUUGGUGGAACAGCCAGGAUGAAUUCAGAAUCAGCAUUCAAGAUGCCCUUCACAGAUUGGAGAACUGGGCCAAAACUAACAAGGAAUGUUAAUAGGAGCAAAUGUAAGGUUCUGCGCUUAGGCAGGAGGAACCAGCUGCUCAAAUGUAAGAUGGGGUACACAUGGCUUACUGGUAAUACACGUGCAAAGGAUCUAGGGGUCUUAGUGGACCACAAACUAAACAUGAGAUUUCAACUAAAUAUCAGGAAGAACUUUUUGGCAGUAAGAGCCAACUGGAAUGGACUCCCUUGGAAGGUGGCGAACUCUCCUUCCUAGGGUGUUUUUAAGCAGAGGUUGGAUAGCCAUUUGCCACUGAUGCCUUAGCUGAGAUUCUUGCAUUGCAGGGGGUUGGACUAGAUUGCCCUUGGGGUUCCUUGCAGCUCUACAACUAUGAUUUUAUGCUCAUCCAAAUACCCUUAAAGGGAAGCCACACAUGUGAUGUAUCAACAGCAAUCAAAUAUCGGAGUUACAAAAGCAUGGAUGAUGGUCCCCAAAUCUUAGUACUGUACUGCAACUUGUAUGGUUUUAUGCUGGUUUUACGCAGACUUUUGUACUGGUGAUACUUUCAUAUUGAUUGUAUUUAGUUGUUAAUUGCAUCUGUGUUUUAUUGUUUUUAAUUUGCGAACUGCCCAGGGGACAUGGUUAAUUAGGCGGUAUAUAAAUGCCACAAAUAUCUAAAUAAAUAAAGCAAUGAAAAUAUGGAGCUGAUAAAAUGCACUUGUGCCUUUGGCUAUAAUCUGGCAGCAGGCCAUGGCCCAAGAGAAUGCUAGCCUGUAAAAAAUUAUUCACAAAGGGGAGCAAAUAAUAUCCAUGCAUCUUGUGCGGAGUGCAGACCCUGUCCGGCUUCAUCUACCUGCCACAGGUGGCCAAACAUGGUUGCAGAAGUAGCUGUUGUGUAAUAGGGCAUAAUGAUACCCAAGCCUGUAUUCUUGUUCAUAUUUUGGGGGUAAGGUUUAUCCCCAAAGGUUUAUGUUAUUGUAGUCAAUUAACAUUCUUCUGUCUUUCUGAUGUAUUUUAUAUUUUGUUUCCUGUAUGCUUUUACAGAUGUAAGUCACAUUGAGAUGUAGGUCACUUUUUUGUUGUUGCAAGUGAUGAAUAUGUGCCAUCAAUACUGCUACUACUAAUUAAUACUGAUGUGGUUAGGAUCACAUAGUUAGCUAUGGCAUUCACAUCUGGUUCUGGUUUGAAACCUUGGCUCAAAUGAAACCCUUAUCUUGGGUUACUUAAAAACAAGAAUGCCAGAGGUGGGAUCUGAAAAUGACUUAUUUUUUUGUAUUUCCAAAGUGGGAUUAUUGGAGCUCACAUUUGGAAGCAAGCAAGCCCUAUUGAAAUUAAUGAGUUUAUUUUUAAGAAGGAAUGCACAGGGUCAUAUAUUAAUGUGCUGCUUUUGUCAAACUGUUUUGCUACCAUUUAAUAACGUGAUACCAUUAGUACAAAGGAGUCCAGGCCAGUGAACACAUUGCCUUCAGCUCCCAGAGGAAACCUCAGUGGCCUUGCAUGAACGGUUGGGGCAGCCUUACCUCAACCAUUCCUGGGGAUGCUUAAGACUUAGGUGCCCCAAGGAAAAGCAGAAGAGAGGAAUCGGAGGCAGGAAGCUAGUGCCAUCCGCUUCUGAAGUUGGCCUGAGAAUAUUUUGUAUCAUUUGUGUGUUAAUGUUUUGAACUGUAAACAGCCUUGGAUGCCUUGGCAAUUAAGGUGGUCUAUAAAUGCAAUAAAUAAAUAAUAAAAUGAAUACUGUACUGUUAUGUUACUGUUUAUUGAUACAUUGUGUAACUAUAUUGAUAAGAUGUAACUAUAAAGGCACAGUUCUUUGCACUGUCCUCUUAAGAUUGAAACAGACUGCAGGAUGUGCGAGAAACAUCUGUAUUCCCCUAUUUAACUGCAACCAGUCCUGAGGAUAGAGUGGCUGCAAACCCCCGUCCUGGCUGGGUAGUGGUUGCAGCCCCUCGUGCUGCCACCAUGCCCAGGCAGCCAAAACGUGCAGGGGCAGCUGGGGGUUAAUGUCCACUCCUGGCUGGCUUCAUCACAGGACAGGAUUGCCCACCAAACAGUGUUAGAAACUGAGAUAUGAAAGCCAAAAGCUAAACCUAUGAAAAAAAGACAGUCACGGAACCAAGAAAUUACACAAAACAAAAGAAUUGCUGUGAAAAUCCCUGAAACGAGAAGUAAUCAACUAUAGAAUUGAAUUAAAUAACAAAAAUCAAAAAAUUUAAGGAAAAAUUAACCUAAAAUUAAACAAAGACUUAACGAGAUGCCGGCUACAAAACUCGUUUCACUGAACUAAUCAGUUUCCUCAGAAGGAAAUAAAGAAAUUCUAAACCUUAAAUGAUUUUAAGUGACAUCAAACAAGUUUCACUUUUUUAUAACAAGAAUAGAAAGCUGAAAAUGAAUGAACUGCAGCUAUGUUCAUUUUUCACUUGGUCUAGUCUUUCCUCUGCCCACCCCCAUAAUAUUCUUUGGAGGGUCUCCAGUCUUCAGAGAGUGGCUGGAAGUGGGGAGGCAGAGAAAGGUCCUCCUUUUCUUCCCCUCUGCAGUUUUAAUCUGAAACCUUAGACGCAGUACUGCACCCAGAGCUCAGAAACUGCUCCCGUCAAUGAAAUUCUCUGUCACAAAAUGCGCCCAGAAUAAUGAGCAUUUUAAACACUGCCGCCAAAUGCCUAUGUUCAAACUAACCAAAAAAAUGUUUCAGGUAUGCCAAAAUGGUAUGUGUGUUAUGCAUUCAAAUAAUUUAGGGCAUGCAUGCACUCCUCACUAGAGCUCCAUCAGUUCACAAGUCAUUACUGAUGUAUCAUAAAUGAAAAAUGGGUGUCAUCAACAUACUGGGGGAAUUAUCUUGAGUGCAAGUAAUAUAAGACUGUCUUUCCCAAGCCUUUGGUGCUGGUUGUGGAGCUUUAGGGGGAAGCAAAGUCUUUAUGGUGUGUGGUUUUUAGAUGACAAAAACUAGAGGGAGAGACCUUUAUUAUUUUUACCUUUCCCAAACCUCCUAAAUAAGAGAUAAGGCACUGCCUCUACCUUGGGACUCAAGGGAGUAGCAAGUAUUUCUCUUGUUUCUUUUAAAUAAAUAAUAGAAUUACAGAGCUGCAAGAGAACUUGAUCAGUCGCCUGCUCAAUGCAUGGUGGGACAGCAGUGUCCCAGACAGAUGACUCCACACCCUUUACAUAAAUUCCUCCAGGGAUGGAGAAGCUCUUUCUGUUUCUUCUCUAAAGUGCACCACAGGCUGGGCCUUACUAUCUCAUUUGGCCUUGAGGUUUGGGGAAGGUAAAACACAUCAGGAGUUUUCUCUGUGUCUUUUUUACUUCUUCAUAACCCCGUUACAAGUGGUAGAGAUCCCAGCCUCUCCUCGAAGCUUCAAGCUCACACAGAAGAACACUAGAUUGACUCUUGGGGGCAAGCUUGAUGUUACACACAGAUGCCUAAUUCUCGCCUACCAAUCUUUUGAAAUGAAAAAGGAGCCUUAGGGAGUUGCCAUCUUCCUUUUGAGCGCUUCCCCUUACAUGCUGGUCUUACCUGAUAGCACAUGGUUAGAAAGGUCUGUUUUCAUUUAAGAAAAAAAGAGAGGUUACAUGCAUCUGUGUUUGAUGUUUGGCUUUGGUGUUCAAUUCCUGUGUGUAUUUUCCUAUUCUUUUAUUGUUAAUCUGAAUAGAAGUAUAGAAACUGUUUAAUUAUAGAUGUUCAUAAUAUGGUGACUUUAUUGCCCUCUAGCUGUGGCUUUUGAGAAAUGAAACUGAAGUUUAAAAGUACGUAAUUGCUAUUUCUUUGCCAGUUUUUUAACCGGCAUGCUAAGGUCAGAUGACCCUGCUCAAUACUAUCUCUCCUCUGCUCAAGGAGUACAAAAGAACAACUUUUUGAGCAACCCAGUACUUUUCAUUCAGUGGAAUGACUUCACUGGCAGGCUUGUAGUUUUUGCACCAUGCUUUCUUUUCCUACUUUCUGUUGAUGCUGAAUGUAAGAGAAUGGAGAGGCACUGCCAUUGAGGUGUUCUUCCACCUUAUAUCUAGCAAUGUAAGCUUUAUUGCAAACUCUUCUGUUACCAGUUUCAUUUUUAUCUAGUUUUGCUCCUCAGCACAUGCAUUUCUCUUGUAAUUAAUGUGACCCCCAUCUUUACAGAUCACCAUUGCAUCUAGUAACAGUGCAAUUUUUGCCCAGUGCAAUUCUUCAUGUGUGUAUUUUGCUUUUUAAUUUAAUCUAAAUCUUUGUGUGAGGUAUUGAGUCGGACAAUUCCUAUUAUAGUAGUUUGGGUCAUGCCUUUCCACUGUAAGCUGCAAACCUGCUCAGUCAAAAUAAAUGAAGUGGUUAUUGUUGGGUUUUUUUUUAAAAAAAGACUGAUUUCACCCUUUGAUUCAGAAUUGUCCAGGAUUUGUAAAUGCUAUGUAUGUCAGCUGAUUUCAUGCAGUAUGCCGCUGUUGCCUACACCAGAUAGGUCAUUUAUUUCUGCAUGAUCUGUUGUUGUUGUUGGGCAUACAUUUAAUUGUUCUUUCUCUAGUGAUGGUCAGUUUCCUUGGUUCAUUUGGGUUGUUGCUUGCAACCCUGAGAUGGUGUUGGCUCUACUACUCCAGUCCAGUAUACUGACAAAUCUUUUUCCUUUUCCACUGCCUAAAUACUUAGUAAAAGUCCUUCUCAUUUUCACUAGGAUGCAGCUGUGGUGUGACCAUUCUAUCAUUUUGCAUUUUCUGCCUCUGACAGCAGCAAAAUAUUAGUUUGGAUUAUUCGUUUUCUAAAAAACCACAAACACUGAAGAUGAAUCUAGGCAGGCAUCAUACAUAAGAAAAUAAAAAUCGAGAAAUCCAUAGUUGGAUAAUACCUUUAUUAGGACCAAACAGAAAAUGUGCCAAGCUGUUAUCCAAGAUGCAUGAUAGAGAAAGGACUAUGGUUCACCUGAAGCAUGCUUCAGGUGGCAAAAAAAGAAGGUUCACUUGGCAUUUGAUUCAGAGGCUGUAUGUGUGUGUUUGAGGAGUAGAUGCAAGGGAAAAUAGCAUUUACUCCACAGCAGUAAAAACUGAACUUCUGUGUGCAAUAUGUAUCUGUAAAUAGCCUGAGAGGUAUGAUUGUGUGGGAAGGCUAUCACUCCAUAACUGAACAUUUUGACUUGAUCUUGAACACCAGAUUGCACUGAGACAGACCUGUAGUUUUAAACUUAAAGGUAACUAGGUAAAGGUAAGGUAAAGGGAUCCCUAACCAUUAGGUCCAGUUGUGGACGACUCUGGGGUUGCGGCGCUCAUCUCGCUUUAUUGGCCAAAGGAGCCGGCAUACAGCUUCCGGGUCAUGUGGCUAGCAUGACUAAGCUGCUUCUGGUGAACCAGAGCAGCUCACGGAAAUGCUGUUUACCUUCCCGCCGGAAUGGUACCUAUUUAUCUACUUGCACUUUGACGUGCUUUCGAACUGCUAGGUUGGCAGGAGCAGGGACUGAUCAACGGGAGCUCACUCCGUCGCGGGGAUUCAAACUGCCAACCUUCUGAUUGGCAAGUCCUAGGCUCUGUGGUUUAACCCACAGCGCCACCCGCGUCCCUUAAAAGUAACAUUGAAAAGUAAUAUUGAAAACAGAAAGCAUUUUAGUUUUGCUGCCCAAGAAAAGGUGAAACGUGUCUGUGCUUGUCUGUGCUUGGUCAUGGGAAUGUGAUAAAUGCUUUUGAAGGGUUGAAGUAACUAAUUUGGGGAAAAUUUAUAAUCUUCUGAGGAGUGCUAACUUAAUCCUUGUGAGUAAACUGCAUUUUCCCCAGCAUUUGAGCCAUAAAUUCUGGUUGCUAAUGUGUGUGUGUGUGGGGGGGGGCAUUUCUUCUCUGUCCAUCACAUCCACGUAAACAUGUUGUGUGGUAGCCAUUGGCAGCCAAUGUCCCCACUGUGGAAGGACAUGUGGAUCCAGAAUUGGUCUCCACAGUCACUUAUGGACUCAUUGUUAAAACCGUGUUUAUGGAAGACAAUCUUUCUCGGCUACGAGUGAUCGCCGAAGAAGAAGAUUACUAAUUGAGGAAACCACCCACACCUAUGAUGCUCCUACAAUUUUUGUACCUAAUUUAGGGGGGUGUGUGUGUGUGUAUAUGAGUUGCUCCUGAGUGUUGACAUUUGUUCUGCACCUUUAACUGUCUUUCUUCAACUGUCAAAGUUUUUUUUUCUUUUUUAAAAGGGUGAGCAGUCUUUCCUCCCAUGACAAACCGUUGCAUAAUUCUAUGAUUCUAUAUCUUCACUGUCAUCACACUCCUUUGGUUACUGUAAGGACAGCAACAUAAAGGGAGCUGCUUCAGUUGCUCAAAAGCAUGCACAAGGACCCCGUGGAAUCUCAUCUUUGCUCUGUGUCAUAACUACUAUUGUAGAAGGAAUGAGAUCUGAAGCGGGUGGAUGCUUCAUCUUGAGUAAAAUAAAAUACCAGCCACUUUAGAUAGGUUUUGAAAAUAGCAACUUGGUUUCCAACUUCUACUGGUUUGUUUGUUUUUUGGUCUUGUGUUUGAUAUGUGUUCUCUUACUAGCUGUGCCAUGCAUUUACUAGAGUUUACUUUAUGAUACAUUUAUUUGCUGUGAUAUCCUGGAAGUCUGAAAUUGUUGGAACUGAUUUCUUUCCUACUGGGAUUUAAAAGAGAAUCUUCAAAUAUAUUUUGCAGUCCUGUGAUGAUUCCAUUUUUUUAGUUGCAUUUGAGCAUGUGUACUUCAAUAUCAACUCAGUUCUUGCAUUGAAGGAUUUUGGUUAUCAUUACAAAUUAUAUUAAACCAUGCUGAAUUCUCUGUGCAGUCAACUAGAAGACUAGAUGGUUCUCUUGCUAUGAUUUAAUUUAAGCCAUUUAUGUGUUUGUGAAUGUUAUAUAGCGUCCUUGCAUUGUAUUUUGGUUUUCAUCAUAUUCUGAGGAUUGCGUCUUCUCUUAACCUUGUUGGAAGCCCCAUUUGAAAAGUGAAUUCAUGCUGACUUUUGUGAUACUUACUUUAUUUUGUAUUUGUGGAAGGUUUGUAUGGAAAACAAAUGUUUUUCAGAAAAAGUGGUACAUAAAGCAAAAACAAUAUUAAUCAAUAAUUGCAUACUAUUCAAACACAGUGUUUCAAAGUAAUCCAUCUUUUUCAACAGAGCAGGAAAAUCACCAUUAUAGCUCAUCAUAUGUCAGAAUUCAGUGAUGAGCACUACUUGAUCUUCCCACCAAGAAGUGCUUUCAUCUCUCUCUCAAAACAGCCUCUUGCUGUAUCAUAAGCAAACGUCUUUAUAGUGUCAUUGGAGUGGAGUUUCAAAAGCUGUUGUGACCUGGUGCUUUGUAGAGGAGGGUAGAAGGGGAGAGAAAGAAUUACAGCCCCAGUAAAUAAUCCCAAAGUCUUCUCCACAUGCAAAGCUUGCUGAAUUGUUAGCCUCUUCUUAAUGUAGCAUGGCAUCUGUUAAAUUUUCAGGAAAAUUGAAUCUUUAAUACGUCUAAUUAAUAUAUUGGAGCACCCAGCAAAGUGAAUCACAUAAUUGCAAUAAAUCAUAGAGAUUGCUGUGACCUAUGGGUGAUCUUUUAAAAGGAAGAAUAUAUCUAAUGUAUGCUUAUUAUAUACUAUAUACUAUUCUUCAGGCAGGCAGAAACAGGGGCCACCUGUGUGGUUCUGACAUAAGAGAUAUUAUACCACAGAGAAGUAGCUCCUAUGCCUCUGUGAUAAACACGUGAUCCUAACCUUUUCCUGGGUCACUGUAAAACCUUUUGUAUCUUUGAUCUCUGAUGGAAGAAGGUUGUGCUGUCUAACUUUAAAACAAAGUUUCCAGCUUGGUGAUAUAACACACUAGUAUUCAAUAUGGGUCCAACCUGGGAUGCUUGUGAUUGGUACCUAAUUCGUAUCAGGUUUACAAGACACCUCAUAAGGACGCCACUUUCUCAUUCAACUGUGAAAUCUGCUAAGCAGUCAGUUUUGAAGCUUUGGAAGACUGGAUGAGCAUCAGUUAAUCUGUAGGGAUUCCAGGAAUAAACAGCCACAGUGCAUGUUUUUCCCAUUACACACACCCCUUGCUGGUUGCUGUCUCCUACUUGCAUAUUUGAUGCACUUGAACAGUUGACCACGAGAUGGCAUCAUAUCAUUUUUGAAGGCUGUGGUCUAGUUGAAGAAGUUUUUUUGUUUUUGGAAAGAAAUGUUAACUGCUCACCAGUAAAACAGAACUUUCAGCUAAGCUCACUCAUCCAUAUAUUUCACCUAUGCAAAGCAAAUGCCCACCAAGCAGUGAAGAAUGCUACCAUUCUACAUAUCUCUGGGACCUCCCCCCCUCCUUCUCUCUCUUUUUACAUGUAACUGAUAGCUAUAUGUAGCUAAAUUGUUUUCACAUGUAGGGUUUAUAUGGUAAUCAUCAUCUCCAACUGUUACAUGGUACAACCGUAUGGAAUGGAAAUGUGAGAUCUUUCUUGCUUUCUCUUUUCCUUGCUCAGGUGAUUGAGGCACAACAGGUCAUACACAUAUAACUCACCAAUUUAGAAUGCAACUUAACAUACUAGCAUCCAAGAAAGUAGCUGAUAUAAUGGUAGAAUCAUAGAAUUGUAGAGUUGGUAAGGGACCACUGUAAGGCAGGGGGGAUCUUUUUGCUCAAUGUGGGGUUGCUGCUUUUUGCCCUCUACCCUGAGAUUAAGAGUCUCUUGCUUUACUGAUUGAGCUAUCCCAGCAUGAGCACCUAACCUGUGUAUCCAACAGAGAGUUUAUUCAGCUUGAUCAAUCAAUGCAUUUCUUCCUUUUGGGUUUUCUGCAUUUUGUUUAUAAACAAGGUAUUAUGGACUUGGGGAAAGCUGUGGUGCUGCUAAUAGUUAAACCGUCCGCAUACUCAUAAGCUUUUAACUCAUCUCCCUUAUAUUAAGCUGUGCACAAAAUUGAGUCUAUUCCUAGUUAAAUACUUGGGUAAUAGAGUCUGCUAUUUAGUGGAAGACUUAUGCAAAUGGCUUUUUUGUUUCACACGAAUGGGUCUUAUAGACUGUAAGUUUCAUUGAUAAUGUAAUUAGACUGUUACUUACCAUUUGAAAGCAGCAAGCUGCAUGGAAGCAUCAGAUUUAACUGCCAUAUACUUCACUUAAUGAAACUUCUUACAGUGAACAUAGAAAUGCAUAGUUCAGUUAGUAUCUUCUUCUUGAGUUUUACCGUGUUUUCUCAUAUGGCAUUUAUAUUUACUCGUAUACCUGGCUUUUAUCAUCACUGUACAUUUACUACUACUAUCUUUUAUCUAAUAUCAGUUUUGUGCUGUCUUCCUGUCCCCCGCUUCCUGAUUCAAUUUCCAGAGAAGGAGAUUGGAAUAUUGUUCAAUUUUGAACACAUUUGGGGAGCUGUGGGUUUUCUUUCUUUCUUUUUUAAAAGCCAUAUCAUGGUUUCACUUUGUGGUCUCAAAACACAGUUGGAAACAAAUCACUGUGCCCCAGCUUCAUGUGUCAUGGGAAAACUCUGUUGGUUUAUAUUGAAAGUGGGCACCUCUUUUGGAAUGCAACAAGUCUCUUUUGUGCAUUAGCCUGAGGUGCUUGUGUAUGUGAAAAGAAACCAUGGUUUCUAGCUGUACUUUAACCUGGCCAAUGUGUUAAGAAGAAGAGAUUUAAAACAUACCCUGUGAUCAUAUUGACACUUUAUCCUGUCAGAUAGACACACUACUACUCCAACGUCCCACAUAAAAUGAAAUGCCUAGGGUGGUGGCAGAGGGGGGAGUUGAAGAAUAAUUACUAUUCAAAUUGUAUCCUAAAAUGGAAAGAUGUGGAUUCUGAGUUUUGAUACAGAAAUUCAAAGGCUGGGUUUUCUAUUUCAAGAUUGAUUAUUGGUUGUGUAGGGAAGAGAAUGAUCUUGGCUUCUUUUAAGAUGAGCUUUAAGGCUGUUAAAAUGGAUUGAGCAUGCAAGAGUAUCCAUUUCAAAUUCCCCCAUGCAACUCUUAGGGUAGAUUCACCCAGUUGUUUUCCUCACACCACAAAGGGUUUUAAGUCCUUAAAUCCACCCUGGUGUGUUUCCAGUUUUUCAUCAUGGCUCACAGAUGUGCAUAGCCUUCAUCUGAAAAGCCUGGGUUCAUUUGAUGUGGGUAGCGGGUGGAGUUUGGACGAUAUCACACUAGUUUAAAAUUCCCAUCUCAUUCAUUUUACUGUUUUGAAGGCACCUUGUAACCUAGAUCACAAUUUUAAAAUAUGUUCUUAAUGUGUUUUGUGUGGCAAUAGUGAAGAGAGUUAACUGACCAUUUAAAGAAGUUUGUUGGGAAAUUUCUUAAUUGGCUUAAACAAUCACAGCAAACUCCUAGCAUAAAUCAGCCACCACACUCAGAUCUGUUGAGAAAUACCAUGCAAAUUCUAAUAGGAUUUUAUCAAUGAGUAGGAAAUUUCCUUUUAUGUACCUACUUACUGAUGUAAUUAACGUAUACAGUGGUGCCUCGCAAGACGAAAUUAAUCCGUUCCGCGAGUCUCUUCGUCUUGCGGUUUUUUCGUCUUGCGAAGCACGGCUAUUAGCGGCUUAGCGGCUAUUAGCGGCUAUUAACGGCUUAGCGGCUAUUAACGGCUUAGCGGCUUUAAGAAAAAGGAAACAAACUCGCAAGAACUCGCAAGACGUUUUGUCUUGCGAAGCAAGCCCAUAGGGAAAUUCGUCUUGCGGAACGACUCAAAAAACGGAAAACUCUUUCGUCUAGCGAGUUUUUCGUCUUGCGAGGCAUUCGUCUUGCGGGGCACCACUGUACAUCACUGUUCAGGAAAAACUUUUCCCAAAGUGUUUAACACAUAAUAAAUUGUGAUGUGUACUCUCUUGCCUUUAGUAUCCAAGUCCCAUGGAGAAGCAUGUCACGGCUGUAAAAACAGUAGAAGAAAAAACAGGUAAGUUGGACACUUCACUGUUGCUUAGAAGGCUCCAGAAAGUUUUCAGUAAUUUACAGGUACGUGAGAGCAGUAACUAAGGUUACUCAGAGGUUUGGGGUUAAAUGUCAUCAGUAUGUUGUGACCCUUUGCUCUACCUUGGAGCUAAAUGGAGGGGGAAAGAACACUGAAAUUAAAUCUAGCUAGAAGGGGUGGUUUUGGCUAGGGGUUCUUCCAGCUGGGGGAUAGGCGCACAAGCUUAUUCUGUGUGGUUUGCACUCUUGAUGAAGGAUCAGGUAUACAGCUUGGAGGUGCUGCUGAAUGUAAUGGAAAUUAUUCCUUGUCUAGAACUCAACUCACACAUUGCUUGAGGCAGCUGGCACAAAUAAUGCCCUGACUUAAAGGGCCUCUGCUUUAGGCAGGUGAUAUUGAGCCAGUAGGGUUCUCUUUCAGCCUUCUAGUCCUCUAUACUUGUGCUGCUAAGGUUGUGAGGUAAAUGGAGAUAGGAGGAAAGGUCUCCCUUCCCUACCCCAGAGUACCUUCAUCUUCUUUGCCUGCCUGGAGUACAUGUUUGGGUAGGUUUGCCUAAAUAGAAAAGAUUUCAGCAGGCACUGAAAAGAAUAUAGUGAAAAGGCCUGCCUAAUGGUGAGGGAGUUUGAGUGUAAAAGCUGCCACACUAAAACACCAAUUCCUAACAAGUUCAGAAUAAAUGUUAUGGGGCAGCUGUAAAAAUGCCACUUCUAGAGAUUGAAGUGGUUUUGUGGCAUGCAUGGGGUGAGCUGAUCCAUUGAUAUAUAGAGGUGGGUGAUUAUUGAGAGAUAAUUUUUAAGCUGCCCUUGGACCACUUCACUCCAAUUUGGCAGUAGUUACUGAAUUGCUUGCACCUUAAUUUGGGAGCUGUGGAUCAGGUGAUCUCGCAUUGAACCUCCUGAAUUCUUCCCCGCACCCAACCCUUACCCAUUACUAAACUUGCAGUCAGAAUCCAUAAAUAUUCAUCCCUGUUUCUGAGAUUCAGCCUCUGUGGCUCAGAGCACUUUGGAGACAGCAAUUUGCGAACUAUCUCCCUGGCUCUUGUUCUUUCUGUGCAUUGCCCUCAUGCCUCAACUGGCUCUUGAAGACAAAUUGCCCAGUUGCCCACCAUUAGGAAGCGGUUGCAGACCAAGUUUAUCGCAUCCAGGCUGCUUUUUCUGUUCUCCCAGAAGAACCCUCUUCUCAGCCAAGUCUCUCAUACUGAGAUGGCAGAAGAACAGAAAGUAGGAGCAGCCCGGGUGGAGGAAAGGAAUUAGUGUUGUCCCCCCUCCCCAAUGCAGAUGCUGCAAAAGGACUACAUAAAAGGUGAUCUCUGCUUCAAGAAGCUGAAGCUGAGGCAGGCAGGGCUCUCGGCACAAAUCUCCCCUUUCCCAUUUUUCACACCAUCCACUUCGGUCUUUUGAGAGGUCUGGGGUGGGGAGCUUAGUUAUUCUCCUCCACCACUGAAAAAAAAGAGGCUCAAAUUCUGGAUUUUCCAUUGCAUAUUAUAUAUAAUAAUAGUUUUAGCCAUCCCUUUCUCUUGGGAAAUACCAGUUUAUGACCCCUUGUAAAUGUGUCACAUUGGGAAAGACAAAUAUACUGCCAGCGUGGUUAUUUAAAGCCUACUGCAAAAUGCUGCCUCCCAGGAACAAAACCAGGGGAAGAAAAAAACACAGAUAAACUUUGUGCGGGAGAGAUUUGUCUCUUCCUUAGAACUCCUUUUCCACUGGGCUGUGUGCCUAGUCAGAUCAUCAAUUAACAUCAUCCUGAGGCUUCUGGACUUGAUUGGGAUCAUUAAAUAUUAACAUGCAAAGUGAGUUUGGAAGCCAGUCACGUUCUUAUUGUAGCUCAAUAACUAUAAUUUGUGAAGGGUUUUAGAGGCGGUGGGGCUUUUCUUUCUUUUUUUGGUAGGGAGCUUUGUUCUUGUCACUGGCCCAACUCAUUAUAAAAAUAAAUUCUAAUUGUUUGAGAGAAUUGCUUUAGGCCUCAAACAUUGACAAUGGUGGGUGGAGAGGUAUUUUGUACUCUUAGGAUGUAUUUCAGAAUGCAGAGUGAGCAGAACAAGCCAUUUUUGAUCGGAAGUGCUGACCCAGGAAGAUAUUUGAAGCUUGUAGCUAGCAACACGAGAGCCUCGAAAAUUAACUCCCCAACUGCUACCAGCUAAAUUGUAGAGCAAUUCCAUUGCAGUUCUAGCCAAAUCUAUGAAGCUCGGAUUUGGAAUUGUGUGAUGCUUUGUCAUUGCCAGCAUAGAUGCCAAUAAAAUGUUUGAACCACACCAUCUGUCCCCUGCCCAGUAGGGUUUUUUGUAUGUGUUGAGGUGGGCAAACAUAAUAUAGUUUUUGGACUAAGCAUAUAACCCUUUAAACGUUUUCUUCAUGGUCCAUCUGGCAACUGGGCUGGAAUCCUUUGGCUGCUGAGAAGAAGGGACAUUGAAUCCCUCUACCACAUUCAGGCUUCCUCGCCUUCUUCCUUGCAUCUGUAGUGCAAGCAUUUGGUUUUGUUUUCUUACUAUAAAAAACAACAACUCUAUUUUCCAAAAUAGCACUAAGUUGGUUUGUUCUUUUAUGCUCAGAUUUGUCUACAGGAAUCAUAUACCGGAGGAGGAUUGCAACGUGCCAGAAUGUAAUUCCACACUUCUUAAGACAGGUAAUUAAUGUCAGUCAAGGUUGAUGCAUGCUGGUUUUUAAGGAUAUAGGGGAAACGGUGCUGGUUUGUAGCCACAAAGAAUUAACUGUCUACUAGAACUAGGAAGGUUCUAAGUAUCCUGGGUGGACCACGUGAGGAUAGGCAACAGCAGCUCAUGUGGGUGGGGCGUGGAGGGUGUGGGGAAGUGGCCUUGUCCUGGUGGAAGCACUGUGCUUGGAUGGGGAUGGGGUGGAAGUCAGAGAGGCUUCUGCAAGGCUUCUGCCACCAACACUCAGAGCCCCCUUGACCUUGCUGCUACCAAUUUGCCUCAUCCCUGUACUUACAAGCACAGCAAUGCUGCCCAGAGGAUGCUGUUGCUCGCUCCCCCCCCCAUAUGAGCCACUACUGAGGAUGGGUCUGUGUUUGAAAUCCUGUAUCCUUCCCUUAGUUCCUAAAAGAGCAUUUCCCAAAAACAACUCUUAUCUGCCAUUUUGGGAGCUUGAAAAGGAAAUCAAAACAAUGUCCUUUUAAUCUAGGACUCUGUUUUUUUUAAAAAAAAUCAUAACAGGAUAGUGAUUUCUUCCGUUUAAACUUUCUGUGUCCUAAAGUUGUAGCUUGGCAACUCUUUGGAUUUACAUUCUGCUAUGUAUCACCUUCCAUUUUGUGAACUGUUUACUUGCAAUCCUUAUUCUGUCUGUCAGAACUCAAAUGAUUUCUCUCUGUCACAUUUCUGUUUGCCUUUUUUUUCCAUGCCUCGUCCAGAUGGGGAAACAUAAAAAAUCCAGGUACCAAACAGAAUGUAAAAUGAACCAAAUGUUUUGGCUGUUUAUGUCGUGAGUGCAACAGUCGACAAAUGUCUUCUGUUAGAAUCCAUUACUUUAAGCAGGACAUGUAGGCAACUAAAAUGUCACAUAAAUUAAGCUGAUGCUUAAGAUGCAGCAGUUGGCAAAAUCUAACUAGGCACUGAGCCGUGAGAACAAGUCCCUAAAUGUUUGCAUGGUUUCAUCACUAACAGCUAAAAGUUUUUAAUUUCUCUAUUGGCGUCAAGAGAUAAAUGUUAUGGGUGGCUUCAGUCCUUAAUCGUUUUAUUGUGUGAGGAUGGAAACAAAUGCUAAAUAUAAACAAAUUCCUCAUUAUUUCUUCAAGCACCUUGACAUUAUUUAAACAUGUAAUCAUUAUGUCUAACAGAUCAGUGUCCUGAAAGUGCCCGAAGUCUACCUAGAAGAAGAAUCUUGGCUUAAUAAGCAGGAUAGAAUUAUGUCUAUGAAGACUCGGUGCCUCACAUGGACACAGUAUGCUACUCUAAAGGAAGAGUCAGUCUUCAGGGAAAGUUCAGAGAAUCCAAACUGGUAAGGUGUAACUUAUUUAUAUGCACAUUGUUGUAAAUGGCCUUCUAGUUAAUUUCUAUUUAUUCUGUUUACCAGGCAACACCAGGAGGAUCUGAUGGUUGCUGUUGAGAUAAUGUAGGCAGCCACAUUGUAGCAAGUAGCCUUCAAGCCAGAAUUUCACAGCUGAUACCGAAAUUAGGUCUGCACAACUUGUGACCCACCAAGCCAAGUGCAGGCUGGCGGCUGGGCAUGCAUAACUGAAGGCUUACUGAACUUCUUCCGGUGGCCUGCCUUAGACUUCCAAAACAGGCUCUUUCUGUGUGUUAGCCGAGCCAUGAAAAUACACGGCUCCUGUGCUAUGUCAGAAGUUGUACAGGUAAAACUUGCAUAGGCCAAACAUAGGGGAAAAUAUAAAAAUAUGAGUAAGCGUUAGGUACAUGGUUGCCAUUGUCAUUAGAGUCAAGUCUUUAUAUUUUUCCUACUGCACUUUUGAUAUGGUAGGAAACAGAAAGGUUGCAAACUUGGUUGUGUGUACUUUCGCUAUUAAAAAAAUAUAUAUAUUCUGUGCCAAAGUACUUGUGAGUCUGUCUCCAGUAUAACUUACAGAAAUUUGCAUAUUAUAUUUACCUUAUUGAGGGACAGCAAGUGUAUUCUGCAUGGUUGGAUGCAUUUAGCUCUGUUGUGAGUAAGAACACCAACUAUAAAAGCAUAGUUUGUUUUGGAUAGAAUAGGUCUGAGGCCUUACUUUACACAAUGAGAUGUGAAAGCUCAGGAAAACCCCAGAAAAAUCGGGAACCUCCCCCCAUUUUUCCAGUUCCCCCCAGGCCUUUGCACCUUUAUAUUCACCCUGUGCCUGCCUGCUAGAUCACUCUACCCAGAUUGGGAGUUGUUGUUGUUGUUUAGUCGUUUAGUCAUGUCCGACUCUUCGUGACCCCAUGGACCAGAGAACGCCAGGCACUUCUGUCUACCACUGCCUCCCGCAGUUUGGUCAAACUCAUGCUGGUAGCUUCGAGAACAUUAUCCAACCAUCUCGUCCUCUGUCGUCCCCUUCUCCUUGUGCCCUCCAUCUUUCCCAACAUCAGGGUCUUUUCCAGGGAGAUUGGGAGUAGGUUGGACCAAUUAAAGUCCAGAAAGUUAAAGGGCUGUUUAGUGGAGGCAGCUGAGACAAUGAAUGAAAAGUACUUAGUGACAAUGGUGAAGUUAAGGAGGAGGGAUUGGUUUGGCAGGUUUGCUUCCCUCUGCUUUUUCUCAUGGUGCCAGUUUAAAAAAAAUAUAUAUAUUCUAAUUUUCAGGUAGGGAUCUGUUCUGCCAAUGCUGGCUGGAUGUUUUAGGGCAACUGAACUAUAUUUAUUGAAUUUGUUCUGGUAAAAAGCAACAAAUGUAAUGAACCCUCAGUAAGAGUAGAAAUGGCACCCGUGAAUAAUUGGGCUGUAAUAAGAAGAAAUAUGUGAUGGAGUGUAAAAUGAUACUGAAUGACACAAUCCACUGCAAAUUCUUCUACUGGCUCACUGUAAUAAUGCCUCAAAAAUAAAACAACAACAACAACCCGGGAAGUAAAAAUAAAACUAAACAGUCUCCCCAAGUUAAUAAAAAGGAUCAAUAAAAAAAUAUUGCAAUUGGAAGUGUGAAGACAUAUGGGACGUAUUUUGGAUAGCUGUUCUUAUGUGUACUCAGUUUUAUUUUAGGAAUCUCUUCAACAGCUCAUUUAAAUCCAAAGCAAGUCUUAGUCACUUCUGCUCAUUUAUUCCUGUAUACAUAAAACUAGGGCCCCUUUCAUCAAUGCACACCCUCAAAAAGUGAACUUCACCCUUCUACUCCAGGCCAGCUUCUACACAAACACUCUCACAUACGCUCUAUCUUCCUUCCAUAUAAGCAGGAAGCAUCAUCUGGGUUCAAAGAUGCAAAAACCCUCAAGGAGUGUGCAUAGCAGGGCCACCUAGGGGGUGUAGUUCUGGGGAGAGGAGAUGUGACCUGAGGAGAGUCCCAUGGGCCAGGUAGAGAUGUCUGGGGGACUACAGUUAACCACUUGGCCUGAGGUUCCCCAUCCCUGUUCUAACCAGUGGGUUGGGGCCAAUUGCUUGGGGUGACAUUUGGUUUGGAAGACAUGCAGUUGGCUUCACCUGUGUGCUUGGAAUAUGACAGGAAGGCAUUUCCCACAAUGCUCAUGAGAUGAACUAUUGAAGGCCAUUUCUGGCCGUUAGAGAGGCCUAUAGGGCAGCUUCUCACUAGAUAGUGGUGUAAGCCUUGCAGGGAAGAGUAUAUGAGUUUUGCCCCAGGUGAACUUGCUUUGAAUUCUGAGCUACCCUUUCCCAUUGACAUCCUACUGUUUUUGCCUGGAAAUGUUUACUAAUUCCUUAAUAAAGUAUAUAAACAAUAAGCUAUCGGGUUAUGAAAGAGUGCAGAAUUCCUUUUUUAACCUGCCAACAAAUAUGUAACCGCUUUAUGAGCUCAGAUUUUAUCCAAAAAAGAAAAGGAAUAAGGUAGUGUGAUACCAGUCCUUCAAAAUGGUACCAGGAAUGGUUCUGAAAUUUUCAUUUCACUUUUAGGAAGAAUGACAUAAGUUCUGAGUACUGUCAGGAAAGUGGUCUUUGUGAAUUUUAUAAACAGAAUUUGUGCCUCAUCAAUCAAGUGGAAUAUUCAAGCAUACUCCUAGGAUCUGAUCCGGAAAAUGGAAUCUGAAGGACUGGACAGAUCCAAAGGAUCUUGCGACACUGGGACAAUGGGCAACAAAUAUAACAGACUGAAGCCUAGUGUUAACAUAAUGCUUGUACACAUUGGAAAAGAACAACUCUGGUAUCAAACAGUAACUGCUCCGGUAUACAUGACUUAAAGCUUUGCUCUCUCAUCCCUGGAGACCGGAAGAAGCAAAACAUGCUCCUUUUAUUCAAAAUCCCUUGUAGAUUUUCUCUUUAUAGGGAGUCUCACAGUGCUUUCAUCUAGCUCACUUCCUUCUUGUUGAUAACUUUGCAUCAGCCCAUGUGAUUUUAACACACAGCAUUUGAUGAGCAUGUUGGAUUAUCUGUUACCGUACUUUAUAUAUGUUUUUAUAGUUUUAAUUCAUUUUUAGUCUUAGAGUAUUGGGGUUCCUGUACACAACUUACAGGUGGCUGUAAGUGGCAUACAAAUUAUUGAAAUAAGUAAUAAAAAUAUAAGCGGGGGUGGGGGGGCCCAAAGUAGAGAUGGGAAGGCCUGGGAAAAAACCGGAAAAAUGGGGGGGGGCAGGUUUUUCCCCAAAGCCAUUUUUUUCCAGAAAAAAAUGAAAAAAAUAGUUUGAUAUAGUUUGAAUAUUCAGCACACUUUCCCCCCCAAUUUUUCCUAAAAAAAAAUGGCUUUGGGGAAAAAACAGAAAAAAACUUGUGUUACCCCCCCAUUUUUCCACCCCCAGGCUUUCCAGCACCCACACUUUGGAGCUCCCUGCCGGCUGACACCAGGAAGGUGCUUUCACUGUACUCUUUCUGGCAACUGCUCAAAACAUUUUCGUUAGGCCCAUCUGAACACGCAGAAGCUGCAUGCGAUUUACUUCCUUUUAACCACUACUGACUUUAAUCAUCUUUUGAAUACUCUUAAAUACCUGCUUUUAACUGUGUUUUAUCAAUCAUUUUAAUGUUCUGUUGUAUAUUUUUGUAAACUGUUUAGAAGCUCUCUUACCAUCAUGCUGUUUAUAAUAUACAAUAACAAAUUCAAUUUAAAACACACACACACUCCUUUUCCUUUCAAACAGAGUUUGAGCCUUAGCGCAACAUACUAUUCAGUAACUGGAUGUUGGUUCCUUCUGGGGCUGGCAUGCAAAAAAAAAUUCAUUAUUUGCCCUGGCUGUCCUCAAGUAGAAAUGGGAAGGUUUGGGAAAAAGCUGAAAAAAUGGGGGGGGGGGACAGUUUCCCCCCAUUUUUCCCCAAAGCCGUUUUUUUAGAAGUCCAUGAGAAAAAUGCCAAACAGGAAGAGGAAGAAUAAAUGGAAAAUGAUAGCAGUAGUUCAGAAAAUGAGUUAGAAUAAACUGCAUGUGUAUGUUGUGUCUUCUGUUUUUGUUUUUUUAAAGCACUACUCAAAGGGUAGACCUUACAUGGAGCUUAAAUAUUGAGGUGGACCUUAACUUUAUUUGCUGUUGUUGCUAAGGGGCAAAUCUGAUUAUUAUUUAUGUUGAUGGUUUCUUGCCCUUUUUUGUUGCUUUUGAGGGAAAGGGGCGUGGUUACCUGUUUUAUUGCAAGCACAGUACUUUUAUAUACACUGCGUUUCAUGCAAUUUGUAAAACUACUCCACACUGAACUUCUUUUCAAUUUUUCCAAAAUUUCCAUUUUUUCCAGAAAAAAACGGGGGGGGGGGGAGAGAACGUUUUCCCCCCAUGGCUUCAAAAUUUCUGGAAAUUUUACAUCUCUAACCCUAAGUGAUUCCAUGAACCACCAAAUUGUAUUGCAGUGUGGAAAUAAAAGCACCACUGACAAAUUUACCCUCUAAUUUGUAAAAAGUAUAAGGCACCCAUGCCUAGGUGCAGCAAUAUAUCACUAUUUCUCAGCAUAUGCUGCACUGACAGUAUAUAUUCAGUGUAAACAUCAAAGGGUUAUUAAUUAAGGUACUUCAGGUUGUGUAAGCUAGUGGCCAGCUGGGCUGAAGAGGAAACCUCUUCAAUGUUACUGCAGAACACAAAUGGCCAGGUGUAUAUUUCUCUUUUCAGCCUUUCCUGAAACAUCUGGUAUAUGUCGUUAUUGAAAUGUGGUGUGAGUGGAAGGAGACAACAAAUGCUCUUCUAGUUUCUUCCAAAAUCUGGAGUUCCUAUGAAACACAAGUGAAGCACGUGAAUUCACUGAUGAUAUUCAGUGGGUAAUAUUAUUAUCAAUGGGGCAGAGCAGGAAAAUGUUGCAGUGUAUUCUCGUCUCCUUACAGAAGUGCUUCUGUCCUGGGUACUUACCUGUUUAAUAAGGCUCAAUAUUUGGCCUUAAAAAUUAUUACAAAUAUAAAGUAAUACAGUGGUGCCUCGCAAGACGAAAUUAAUUCGUUCCGCGAGUUUUUUCGUCUUGCGGUUUUUUCGUCUUGCGAAGCACGGUGUCGGAAAAGUUUUGGAAAAGCUUCAAAAAUCACCAAAGUCUUCAAAAACCUCAAAAAAGGCUACCACACCGCGUGCUAUGAGUUGCUCCUCGAAGACAAGUCGCAACUGUAUUAACGGUUUUAAGAAAAAGGAAACAAACUCGCAAGACGUUUCCGUCUUGCGAAGCAAGCCCAUAGGGAAAAUCGUCUUGCGAAGCAACUCAAAAAACCAAAAACCCUUUCGUUUUGCGAGUUUUCCGUCUUGCGAGGCAUUCGUCUUGCGAGGUACCACUGUAUAUGAUAGGAUAUAACCAAAUCUACUGUAUCUUUUUGGAAAGUUGCUUAUUUGGUUGCUAUGCAUCUUAAAAUAUUGUAACCAAAUAUUGCAUAAUUUUUCCUAAGCUCAAGGAGCAGGUUUUUGUCUGUAUUGGGAUAAAAUUGAGCUCCUUUUUCAAUCAAGAUAGCAGUCUGAACCUUUCAUUGAUUUUAACCAGUGAUUCCAAAACUGCACCCAUUUAUUAUUUCUUAGAAUUCCUAAGCAAUGCUGGGUACGAGGCUGCUAACUGUAUCCUUGCACAAACAUGAGAAAAUAACAAUGGUACAGCAAAAGUUACAAGCCUAUAAUAUAUAUUGGUAGUCUUAAUACUUACUACUGAAUUGAAAAACACCUUUUUAGAAACUUAGAUCUUAUCAACAGUUCUGGCACCUAGGUUACUUGGUGGUGAUGGAUUUGAUGAUGGGUUCUGGGGUGGAAACACCCAUGCAUUUAGAAAGAAUAAAUUUGUGACAAUUUCCAGUUCAUUUUAUGUUGUUUUAAUGCAUGUUUGCCUGGUGUCUAAGGUUAUUUUGUUUAUUGUAUAUCAAUCAAUGUUGCACUAUGUCUUAUACAUGGGGGGGGGAGUUUUUUACAGUGUGAAUUUUGCUCCCCCUCUAUUCUUCUCACUCAUCCUGUUUUUUAAAAAAUACUCUGUCAAAAGUGAUGCCAGAAUAUAUGAAAGGCAGUCCUUGAAAUUACAGCAGCAGCACUUGUUCCCUUUGAAAUUACAGCUUGCUGAAGCUUUGUUCUAUAUCAUUAAAUUUGACUGAACCUUGCCCCUAAUCUGCAUUGCACAAAGGAAUGUGUUUUUCUCAGUAGUCAUAGAAAAACAGAAUGUGGAAAGUCAAACUUGGUGUGCUCUCUGCUACUAAAGCUCUCCAUAUACCUGUUUAUGAAACUAGAAAUAUGCUUGGUAGGAAGAUCAGACAAUUUGGCCUUGUUGGCAAGAAGAGGUUCUAGACCUAGAAAUCUCAGGUGGGAAACCUGGCUUUAAAAGGCCAACUUGAGAAACAAUUUGUAUGUUGCAGAUCCAUGAGUAUAGAAGAUUUGCUUAUUUGUUAGGCUGAUAUAACAAUGAGUUGUUUAUUAUUAUUAUUAUUGAGAACCAAACUUUGGUUCACUGCCACUGGGUAUUGGACACUGGUAUUUAGACAAGUCUGAUUUAUCUCCAGAUUUUGUAAUUUGUGAAGCAUGCCAUCUCAGCAGAUGUUAAAUGCUCAGUUAUAGCCAGCACUGUGCACUACAGUUUUACAGAUGUACAAAUUGUGAUAUAUUGGAAGCAGAAUCCAGCUUCCGAAGAUCAAUAGGCUUUUUUUUUUUUAAAAAAAGAAAAUUGCUAGUCAUUAUGAUUGUGAAGAUAUGCUUUAGUUUGUGGGCAGUUCUUGACAAAAUCCCCAAAGCUAUAGGGGAAUGUGGUGGGGAAUGUGUGGCCUUCCAGGUGUUUUGGUCUCCAAUUCCCAUCAUUCCUGUGUUCACUGUGGCUGAUGGAAGUUAGAGUCCAACAGCAUCUGGAGGGCUACAGGUUUGCAACACCUGCUGUAGGAGUUGUUAAGAUUUCCAGGGAGCUGAGGUUCAGUGCCUUGCCUAUUCACAUCAUUAAAAGAAGCAAAAUACAGUGGUAUCUGGGUUUACGAACUUAAUCCAUUCCAGAAGUCUGUUCUUAAACCAAAACUGUUCUUAAACCGAGGCCCUUUCCAUAAUGAGGCCUCCUGCCGCUGGUGCCCUUCCACCGCUCAGCUUCCGUUCUUAGACCGAGGUAAUGUUCGCAAACCUGGACAAUACUUCCGGUUUUGCGGAGUUUGUAAACCAAAUAGUUUGUAAACAGGGCUGUUCUUAAACUGAGGUACCACUGUAAAUGAUAGAAAAUAGGGGUGUGUGCUGAAGGACACAUUUUGCAGGAGAAACAAUGCAGACUUUCAUAAUUAUUCAGGUGCAGAAUUUGGAUUCUUCUUUUUUAGCACAAGUAUACAGUGAGCAGUGAGCAUGAUUCUGUCUGUAGAUGUGCUUUGCCAGAUGCGAAACCUAUUUCUCCAGUGACUGUGCAUAAAAUUGCACUGUUUCCUUCAUCACAUUUUCAUGAAGGCACCCACUAUUUCCUGUUCGUCUGACUGAACCUUUCCUUCAAGUCUCAUGCACUGCACACCUUGAAAUGCCAUUUGCCACCAUAAAAAUUAUAAUAUGCAAGAAAAGAUCUGCAAGAUUCUAACGAUUGAGCAUUUCCCCAAAUGCCAGUCUUGUCCAUCUCUUUUUAUUUCGAGUUCUCAUACUCCUGGGUUGAUUCUUCUUAUGAAAUUAUCCUGCUUUGAAUGAGUAACAGUAUGUCAAACAGUCUGCUCACAUGAACAGUGAAAUAUGGGGAAAACAAUCUGUGGGACAGAAAGUGGAAACUUGCUUGAGCAGAUGCCUCCCCCCCUCCGACCCCCACCCCAGUUCUGCAGAUGAAGCCAGUGAGAUGCUUCAGUUAUCAGAGCAGUUUCAUGACAUGAAGAGGGACUGCUAGUGACAGAAGAGACGGGGGUUUGUUCAGAACCCCCACUGAAUAUUUUAUCAAGAACUUCUCAACUGAAAAAGUUUCAAAACUUUUCUUUUUCCUUUAAAGGCGUCCAUGGUAAGAAAUCUUAUCUGAACUAAAACAUCAAGACUUUAAUUAAAGGAUCUUUAGUAUAAAACUCCAAUCACAAAAACAAUUAAGCCAAAUUUGCUAUACUUUUAACUAGUCAAUAAUUCAGUAGUUGGAUCUCGCUAAUAGACUUCUCUCUGCCACUGUGUUGUUGUAAUGAUGGCGCAUCACCCAGCUCUGCGUUGCAAGGAUCAAUCGGAGAUCAAUAUUUUCUGUGAGCUUUUCGUGUCUUUCACAGGCUGUGAAAAAAAGAAAAAAAGAAAUAGCAACAUCGGGCUUCUUCUCACAAUUACUUUAUCAGGUUUAAUAACCCCCCAAAUGCCAUUUGCCUUUUGUUGCCGCCUCUCUUAGGAAAAACCUCACCCACUAGUUGCUUGCAUUGAUGGGAUAUUAUUGGUUAUUUCUACAGCACAUUGCGUAUGCAAAGAGCUUUCUUCUAAUGCAACUCAAAACAACUAUGUGAGUUUGGAUCUUUAAUGCUUCCACUUAUAGGGAUGCUGGGUCUUUGAACCGCUUCAGAGGCAGAAGGGAAUAAGGAUCAAGCUAUUUAAGCGUAGGAAGGGCUGUUAUCUGUCAGGGAUGUUGUAGUUGCCUCCGCUAUUCCAGAUUGGAGUGAUACUCAACUCACCUGUGAGCUCAAGUAUUUCUGCUUGCACAACAGGACUCCUCCCCUCCCGACUUGCCCCAUUCCCUCCCCAAAUUGGGGAGAACCUUUAGAACAGAUUUAGGGGCGCACAGAUUGAGAAGAGGGGGAGAAUGUUCCAUUUCGCAGGGGGAAAUCCUUGUGUUGAUGGGACAAGAGUCUUAGUGCUGUGCUGGAUUCCACCCCCUGCACUGAGCAGAUGGUUGGGCUAGGUUACUUCCAGGGUCCCUUCCAAUGCUGUGAUUCUUAUUUCAUGAUGUGCAGCAUCUCUUUCCUAUGAAACAGGCCAUAGGAUGUCUUCCUGCCUUUAAAAUAGUCCAACUACUCCCCUUUUUGGAACAAGGGGGAAUGGGGCCAAUGUGUUGCAUGUGCUGAUAACUUUUCAUUUAUAUACUUCUGUACUGCACUCUAGAUGAGCCUGGCCUGGAAUGAUUCAGAAACUUCACAAGGAUGGAGACAGUUUGAUUAUCAGUGUUUGGUUACAGGAAACAUAACAUCAGUACUUUAUGAGCUCCGCGGCUGCGAGUUUGUCUUUCCACAAUCAGAUUUAGUAGCAGCAAUUUACUGCAAUUGCAUGCAUACUGGAAAAUCAGUGGUGACAUGCAAGAAGACUUGUUCUGUUCUGGCCCUGAGAUUUUGAAACAAGCACCCACUGUGUGUGUGUGUUCAAAUAUGGUCUUUAUUCUUUUUACAGGGUGAAAUUUUAUUAGAGAACCAUAGUAUCUAUUGGGAGGGAAAGAAAAUGUUUAAUUGCAUUUCUGUUUUGUAGGACAGAGUUCAUUCAGAAUGGCAAAGUAUCAAUAAGAGGAUCAGGUCUCCUGAACUGUUUCUUGGAAGUUUUUGCACGAACCUUUUUAAAUCAAGGAGUGAAAAGGGUAAGCUCUUUAAUUUUAUUUUAUUUUGGAAAAAAAAGUUUUUUCUUUGUUAUUGAUACAUUAUGCGUCACCCUUAGUGAAUGUGCAUUAUGACUUUCCCCCCAACUCCUUCCUUAGUAAUUUCAGUUGAUGGUGUUUGGCAGCUUCCUGUGCAAAAUAACUCCCAUUAUGUAUUAAUUUAGAUUCAUAGCCUACAUCUACUUCUGGGCUCCUGUCUGUGUUCCAUUUCUUUGUAAUUUCAUUCAGAUGGGGAUGUGGCAAAUGUGUGAAACACAGGUGCUGAACUAAGUGAGAAUGUUUAUGAGCUAAACGAGGAUGGUCCAGCUUUUCAUGCCAAGUGGGCCACAAGAGUACUUCAACAUGGAGCCGUGCUUCUAAUUUGGGGGCCAAUCACAGCUGUAAUUUUUACAGUAUUCCCUAGUCUCUGCUACUCAAAGACAUGAAAAAUCACAUCCAAAUCCAGCUGCAUGUAGUUGCUAUAUACUACUAGAACAUGGGUAGGCAAACUAAGACCCGGGGGCCAGAUCUGGCCCAAUCGCCUUCUAAAUCCGGCCCAUGGGUGGUCCGGGAAUUAGCGUGUUUUUACAUGCAUAGAAUGUGUCCUUUUAUUUAAAAUGCAUCUCUGGGUUAUUUGCGGGGCCUGCCUGGUGUUUUACAUGAGUAGAAUGUGUGCUUUUAUUUAAAAUGCAUCUCUGGGUUAUUUGUGGGGCAUAGGCAUUCGUUCAUUUCCCCCCAAAAAUAUAGUCCGGCCCUCCACAAGGUCUGAGGGACAGUGGACUGGCCCCCUGCUGAAAAAGUUUGCUGACCCCUGUACUAGAAUGUCUACUCCAGGGUAAUAAGGUUUAUAAGUGCUGUAUCUCCAUGACUUUAUCCAACCUGCAAUCUGCAUCAGCCACGUGGUGUGAACGUUUUAAAUAGUUUAACAAUGUUAUUGGGGAAAAUAGUUCCCAAAUAUAGCUGACAUGAAUGAAGGGCACUAUAGCUGUUUCUUAUUCCUAGAGUGUCAUUACAUGGACAUGGAAUUUAGGAGCAUUUGGUCAGAGAAGGAUCCUCAGGGCAGGGGACUGAACUAUGCAAAUAUGUUAAAGUGAAAAAACAACAAAAACCUCUUUCCUCUUUCUCUGUGUAUUCCCCAACCUUACUUCUCCAUAAUCUUGUAGAUUUCAUUCAGCCAUGUGGUAGCUGAUAAGAUAGUUAUAUGAAUAAUUUAAAAAUCUUGGCACAAUUACUCUGAGAAAAGCAAACAAUUGAUUUCUGGCACCUUUUUGGCGUUCUCCAGAUAAAUGUCAGAACUUUUUAAGAUUGUGCAGAUAGAACUGCAUCACAUCAUGAGAGGAAGUGAUGGGUGCCACAUGAGCUCUUCUUUCUAUACCUUUUCUAAAUAAAGAGAAUCAUUGAUUUUUUUUUAACCCCUCUAGUCUGCAGGCAUUCAGACCUCUGCUGUUUAUUCUGCCAGAUAAACCUGGAAACUCAUUUUGUCUGAAUGGAUGCUUGACAUUUUUGUUGUAGUUAUAGGUGGCUCAAAUCUUCUUACAGCUGUAAGUAUUUUCUGUUGCUGUUCUUUGGGAGAAAGCUUUGCUUUUUGACCUUUCCAUUAUGUCUAUACACGGCACAAGCAAGGCAAGGAAUUCAUCAGCAACCCACAGUACACACAGUUUAGGAAGAAAUAGAUGGAUGCACUGUACUUACGAGGGACAUGCUUUAGAUUUUGAAACAGUCACCUGAUACACCUCAAUAGGGAGAAUUACCUGUAUUGUUAUAGAGGUUGGAAAACAUGUAUUGUAACAUUUAAACGGUGCUAUAAGUAUAUAUUUAUUCAUCACGGAUGGAUAUACUCUUCAAAUCAGGUAGUGUUGCCACAUAAUUUAGACCCAUUCACCAGAUUUGCACAUAGCACUCUGGCUUAUUUUGCCAAAGUGUGAACGGUUUGAAAAUCCAAACCAGCCCAGUAACCUUGGUUUUGUUCCUGGCAAACCACCUUGUGAAGCCAUGACUUGUUGGUUUAUGAGCCACACUUCGUUUCAGCUGAUUUGGAGCUAAGUCUGAACCCAGUAGCCUUGCUUAACCAUGGUUUAUUUGGCUACCUGACCUCAGAUGCUUGCCCAAACUACAGAAGCAUGAAACAAGGGCGGUUAGAAAACAAGCCAAGCCUUGGAGAAACAAGCUGUAGCUUAUUUAUUUCUCUGUGAGGCAACUCACAUUUUCUGAAACAAUCCAUGGUUAAAACAAACCCUGGUUUAGCCACUGUUUCUAAAAAUCCACUGUUUCUAAAACACGUAAUUAGGAUUCAUUAUCAUGUGACUCAUUUAGAGGAUCCCCUGACUACUUUGGCCUUCCCUGGCAAGUAUGACUAUACUUGCUAGGGAUUAUUAGGAAAGGCAUUGAAAAUAAAGCUGCCACAGUUGUAGUUCUCUUAUCCAGAUCUAUGGAUCUGGUACAUUUGGAAUAGUGUGUGUAAAAUUCUGGGAAUUCCCAGAAAGAAUAUAGUAGAGCUGGAGAAAGUCCUGAAAAGGUCAACCAAAAUGAUUGAGGGGUCAGAGGACCUUCCCCACAAGGCAAAGCUAAAGCGUUUGGGCCUCUCUUUUUUGUUUAGACUAUGGAGUGAGGGGCAUAAUAGAGGCUCGUAAAAUUUAUGUGUGGCAUGGGUAAUAGAGAGAAGCUUGUCUCCAUUUCAUAAUAGCUAGUACUUGAGAUCGCCCAAGUUGAAAUUGAUUUGGAGUAGAUUUAGGACAGACCAAUGAAUAAAUAAUUUAUGGGAUGUGCUGCAACGAGAUGUGAUGGCCAUGAACUAAGCUGGGUUUAAAAGAGGAUUAGUCGAACGCAUGGUAGAUUGGUGUGUCGGUGGUUAUUAGUCAUGAGAGCUAUAGAAGACCUUUGCAUUCAGCUGUGGUGUGCCACUGAAUACCAGAUGCUGAGAAACAGGGUGAUUUGCUUUACUCUUUAAGAUCAAACUGAUCAGUAUAAUAAGUUUUUUUGGGAAACUAUAUUUGAAAAACUGCAAGAUUUCCGCCGAAUAUGGCUCGAUGAAUUUCAACAAGUCAAGAUUAUAUGGUAGAAUACCUUGAGCUAUUUCAGGAAAAAUCCUUAGAUUAUUAGGGAAUAUUUUCAGAUAAAUUAUUAUAAUUUUUACUUGAACACGUAUACUAGAGAAACGUUUUAAAAUAUUGUCUAGAUUGUACAUUACAUCUAUGUAAUGGUGAGAAUCUUAAGAUCAGUUUAACUACUUGACCUAUUAUUUCUUUUAUCAUAUGCUAAAGAGAGUGUACUUUUUGAAGACAUGUUGAGAGUAACCCUAUGCAUGUUUAUGAAGAAUCCCACUUUCUUUAAUGGGACCUGCUCCCAUGUGUCAUUUGUCAUAGGAUUACAGCCAGUACCAAUUUGCUAGGCAGCGAGUCCCAUUUAACUCAAUGAGAUCUACUUUUAAGCAAGGUAACUUAGGGUCAUGUUGUUGCUAGGCCUUCGUGUACCAGCUAACAGGGAACCAAUGAAUAUCUGUGCAAAAAUAUACGUGAGAAAGGAGUGUAAAAAAAAAAAAAAAAGACCAUACAUUGAUACCCUUGGUUAGAUUUUGUGAUGAUAACCAAUCAUUUUAUGUCAAAUACUGUUUUAAUAUGUAUUGUGUAUAAUUCAAUAUGUAAUGAAUUCAGUGGCUAUGUCCAGGAGGCAGAGGGUAGUGGGGUUCCGCUGCCACGGAAGUCCAAACUGCACCUACUGAAAGUGCAGACUGUUGCGGAGGUACUGCCUGUUGUUUUCCUGCCAGAGGUAGGAAGUGUAAGUCCUUGAAACAAGCCAUUUCAGAGGCAAAGCAGUGCAAGGCAACAAUCUGCUUGAUCCUAAGCUUGUCCAUUUGCUGCAGAGUGCCAUGGUGCAGUGCUUGUCUGGAGCUGGUGCAGCAAAAACUAAGAAACAUCCACCCACUGUUUUCUGCCCUGACCAGCAGAGAUUUGGAUAAAGUGCUUGGCUCUACCUGUCUAAGCAACCUUGGGGCAGCAUUAGGAUUGCCCUGCCUGUUAGCGGAUAUUCAGUUGUACUGAAAUAAGUGGGAACGUUACGUAACUAACUGUGUCUGAAUCGAACAAAUAACUAUGCUAUGAAGUUAGUAAUCUGAUGAGUUUUUGAAUUAAAAUUUUAAAAAGUAAAGAAAAGGGCUUUUAAGCCACAUUUUAAAAGAUGGUUUAAAAAAAAUUAAACAUAAUUUUUAUCAUUUUAAUAGGUAGGAAUAGGUUCCUUUACAUUUCAAGUGCAUCAUGUUGUAAGGUUAACAUUCUGAAGCUUGAUCUCAUGUGUCAAGAUUUAAGCACAAGAGCUUUAGUUUAAAGGAAUAUAUUGAUCAGACUUUGAUUGAGCCUCGUCUAAUCGAAAAGAACAGUGGUGCUUACUAAUAGCUGUCAUUUAAUGUUUCGUCUUCAUUUCAUAAAUCUCCCUUCUCUGCUUUCUUAAGCCCCUCUGUCAAACAAUUUCCCUUAAAACUGCUGUGCUAAGAGGAGAAAUGAAAAAGCAACUGUCACAGUCUGAACAUAAUUGAUUCAAUAAAUAACAUUUUUAAAUUCUCAAGGCAAACCUCGGGGUUUUCACUUAUGUCAAUUAACUACUUAGUAAAUGGUGGUAAACUUAAUUUGGACAGAUGGGCUGUGCUAGCCCAUUCUCACUUCCUCUGGAAAUGAAAGAGAAAGAGAAAGCAUUUUCCCUGAUUUUUUUUUAAAGUAAUGUUUGGCUUGAAUUUGGAAAGCAUCACUUUAAAAACCUUUGCAUUACUUGAUGAUAAAACAAACUGAGUGUUGGUCUCUUUAGGUUAUUGCUGUUUGGAAGUGAUUCAUAUUUGUCAUGAUAUUGCACUAUGGGACAGGAAACCUGCUGUGUCUUUUUUUGAGGGGGGCAUUCUUCACUAUGUGGGUAGAAACUUCCCUUUUGCUAAAAGGGAACAGAGAGAUCCUGUGGCUGCAGAGCUUUCGCUCAUGGUCAUUGUUCAAUGCUUGCCCAGGUCUGUGAUGGCAGCUGCAAAACAAGUAGCAUGUAGUUAAUUACCACAACCAAUCUGCCAAGUUGUGGUUUGCAUAUUGCUGGUAUACUUCUCAUAGUUGUAGCAGACUUAGUCCUGGGCUGAAAUAAUAUUCUGCACUAUGUAGAUGUGCAGGUAAAGAGGAGAUUCCCCAUCUAUACAACCCACAAAUGACAACAAGGCAAAAUGAUGCUCCAGCUCUAGUUUGACUAUACUUAAAAUAGCAUGUAUGAGUUGUGAGUAGGCACACAAAUCUGGAGUGUCCAAAAGUGUGACCCGAUGAUCACCAGAACCUACAAUCCCCAUUUCUAUAUGCAGGGCAUGAACUCCACUGCUGAGCUAUUGCUGUCCUCAACCAUGUGAUCCAUUCUCCUUCCUUCCUUCAGAUCCAUUGAUGUGAGCUUCAGUGCACCAUUGCACUGCUCUGUCAUCAGGUUGCCAGUAUCUUUGAGUUAAGGAGGACGAAACAGUAGGGAAUGAAAUGGAUGACAAACUAUCCCUGGAGAGGUUACCUGUUUGGUCCCCUGUCACUGAAGCAGAAAUCAAAAGCCUUAUUGAGAGGCUUUCACUAGACAAAGCUCCAGGAUGGAAUAUGUUGCCCCACCCCAAUCUUUUGUAUGGACCCAGAGUGGUGGGCACCAAUCUUGGCAUCGCAGUAAAGACUGAUAUAUUUCCUUAGUGAUAUUGGUCUUGAUCUGCUUAGAUGAUCUCUAAACAGAGAGGUUCAAUUUGUAAAGCUAUUGUGUGCUGGUAAAAUGUUCAGACGGUUCAAAAUUACUGUCUGUGUUCUUUUUACAGGGUGUUACGAUAAUGGAGAAACUUCUACAAGAACAGUUUGGGAGCCCCUUUUUGUAAUGAGGAAAUGUGAGUGUGUUUAUACUGUUUCUUUUAUAAGAAUGUGAUAAUCAAAUUCAGUAGUUUUCAUAAAAGUAAUCCCCCCCAUAUAUUUUUCAUGGAGAACAAUGUAUGUAUUCUUCAAGUAGUUCUAGAAACGAGAACAAAUGGCUAUUGAUUGGUUUGUUAUAAAUGUUCUCCUAAGACACACUUUUUUGUACCUUACAGGAGGAGAAAUCUCCAUGUUUCUAAAGUAGAAGCACAGCAAUAUGUCCUCAUUACCAGGCCUGCUUCUUGCUGAAGUUAACUUUAUGGGUUAGAUUAACGAGUAAGGAAAGACUGAGUUGAAGGAAGACAAUUGCCUACAAACUAAGCAGCAUAUGUGGAAUGGCACAACUUAAAAUCUGUAAACCAGUGUGAUCAUGGGGAACGAAAAUAUGGUUUGGAAAAAUACAUCACUGUGUAGUUGCACUUUAAUCUCCCAUAGACUAAUCAUCAAAAAGAUUCCCACCCACCCCCUCAAAAAAACCCACACACAUUGGCACUACGGAAAGACUAUCAGCCAAAAGAAACAAGAUUUUACUCUUGUUUUAAUACAUGGUCCGUUGUUCGGGGCAGAGAAUCUAUUCCACAGCAGUGCAACUGAAAUUGAGACAUUUUAUUAACAGGUACUGUGAAUCUAUGUCUCAUGAAGGCUCUACAUGAACUGCAAGAUUAUUUUAGUUUCAAAAUUCUUGUAUUAUGCAAAUACCAUUCUUUAAAACCUCCAAAAUGCUAUUAAUGCGUCUCCAGUUUGCCAGUGUAUCCCUCUAAAAUGUGAACUGUUGCCAAACCUUGCUAGUUUUUCAAGCCUACAAAAGCUUCUCAGAAUCUUUAUUAACUUAAUGCUGAAUUCCAGUGGUAGCCCUCUUUAAAAAGAUGGAAAACCUGUUUAGUCUUUCAGUGCUUGUAACUAGGUGAUUGACAUCUAAUUAAGUGGUAAGUUGACAUAAGGGCUCAGGUUUUCGUUUCUUUCUUGAACAUUUUUGGUAAUGUUGUUUUUUAAAAAAAUGUGUGUGUAUACCAUUCUAUCUUCAGAUAUGAAAUGUUACUUGAAUGCCCUUUUCUGAAAUAAAGGAGAACUAACGCUAGAUUUGCAAAUUACUAAUUAUUAAUAAUAAUAAUAAUUGUGUGCCACAAUGCUAAUAAGAAGUACUUAAAUGUCUGCAUAUAUAAAAAUUUUCCUUUUUAUUUGCACAAAAUGUUGUCAGCGUUCUACAUUAGGUGAAGUGCUGGAAGGACAAUUAAUAACCGCAAUCUGGUAACUCCUCUGCGCCGGAUAGACAUUGUAAACAUGAUAUGGUCUGCUGGGUGAUGCUUAGGUACACAUUCAGUGUUAGAAAUAUUUAAGUCUUGGUUAAAUAAAAUAUGUUCUGGAGCAGUAGGGAGGAUUAUGUUGUUUUGACAUAAAACCAUGUCCUUUUCAACCUUGUCACCUGCAGUUUUAUGGCUGAGAUUGCUGGAGCAGUCUGGAUUAAAUUUAGAUUUACCCGGCACAGCAGUUAUGUCAGGUCAUUUUUAAUUCAUUUCCUUUAGCAAUGAGCCAGCCUAACCAGUCAUUUGAACAGCUAUUUGACAGCUGGCUAAUGGGACUGAAAAGUGUGCCAACUGCCCUGCUGGCUGCCUCCCUUUCUUGCUCCCUCUCGCUAAGCACGUUGAAAGCAAGAAGAGGAAAAAUAGACACGUGUUUCCAAGCCUUCUCAGUGCUGAGAAGCAACUGAGCCCUUAAGAAGGAAGGAUCUAAGGAUCUGUGAUUUAAGUGUUAAAAUAGGAAUGCAACAAACAGGGAAGCUGGGUGUGCAUUUGAACUGAACUGGAAGCAGGGUUAUGGUAUGAGCAUUGCCAGUGACAGUACCUCAUAAAGUACUGCAAGCGCAGCACUUGGGCACUAAGCAAAUCUGCUUUUGCCCUUUAAGUGCUCAGAUGAGUCCAUAGCACUGUUGUGAAAUAGCAUCUGUUUUGUCUGGGAGUCCCCCCAGAAUUCAUCUGCACCAGCUACCUAGAACAUACUACCUGUUAACCUAAUACCUGCUGACCGGUAUAAUUGCCUUGGCACCCUACUACUCUCGGGCCAUUUGGAAGAGGACAGGAUCUUGUGCAGUAGAAAUCUUACACUAUUUAAUGCAAGGGUUGUCAACCCGGUUCCUACCACCCACUAGUGGGAGUUUCAGGAUUCUAGGUGGGCGGUAGGGGGUUCUAUGGCACAAGCUGAAUCCUCCUUCCAUCGAGCACUGGUGGGCGGUGAGGACAUUUUACCAUCAAGAAAGAUGCAUUAGUGGGCGGUAGGUAUAAAAAGGGUGACUACCUGGUUUAAUGAGUAACAGUCUUCCAGCUGGAGAGGUUUGAGAUCCAAAUAAUGCUGUUGCAAUCUUGUUUCAGGGAGUGUGUAUAUAGUCUCUGCAACUAUAUUAAGGUCAGCCUUCUUUUUAAAAAAAAAAAAAAAAGGCAAGAGAGAUAAUUACUUUCUUGAAUUUUUUAUUAUAGUCCUCCUUGAACACUAUUGUAUGUCAGGCUCAUUAGAUUCUUCCUCACAUUAUGUCUCUGACUUGCUAAGUUGUAGCUAACACCUGCUUUACAUGUACUCAUUGCAUUCCAGGAAACUAGAAAUUUUCAUUUUUAUAUAACAUCAGGUCUUACAGAGUUUGUAGGAGCUCAUCUGCUUUUUUCCAAGCAGUUCACAGAGCCUCUCCUUUUCCCAUGUGGAGAUUAAUCUCAGCGUUUAAAAAGGGAGCAUCUUGUACUGUUGACGGAUGGCACAAAUACAUUUGUAUGUCAGGUGGUGCAAAUAUGGCGAUGCAUCAGAAAGCAGCUUUUCUAAGGCCCUGUCUAAACAGUACAAUAAUCUUAAAGUGCCCUCUGUGUGGCUGUUGCGUGGAGCAGCGUACCAUAUGGACUCCUGACAUCCUAUUGGCAGUUGCAGGAGGAUGUAAUGGAGGCACAGCAAUGUGAAGGCAUGGGAAUUCUUCUUGCAAUAGGUGUGACUUGCAUGGCGAGCCACUGUGCGUCUCUGUGGAGACUGUAAAUGUAUAGAUAGGUCUACCUCAAGUCACACUGCAUGCACCACAAAACCUUUCGGCAUGUAUGUUCUGUAAUAGCAAGGCCUACGCAAUAUCACAGAUUGUUUCAGUUAACCACAGGCAAGGUUGUUGGGUGCCUUGUCAACUGCAUGUUUGCUUGCAGAUUACAGGGCCUGCUACUGGCUGCUGAAUGCUUGGAUAUAGCCCUCAGCUUUGUAAACUACAAAACAGCAUUGAAAUGUAAGAAUGCCUGAACACUAUACUUGAUGUCUAAAAGCAACCAACUUCAUGAAGUGCCUUUGACAUCUGUGUCUUGAUAAUGUGAUCUAGAAAGAAAUACAGACUCGUCCCCACCUCCAGAUGUUAAACAUUAAAAAUGUUUUGAGAACUUAAUUCUUAGCCCAUAAUCAUUUGCAAUAUUUUUACAUUAACAGCUAUCUUUCAUUAUCCCAGAACUUGCUUUGCGGUGUAUAUGUGUUGCGAAUCAAUUGUUAAGGGAAUGGGUUAAUGAAAUUAUAAAUGAUGUUUUUCACAUCCAUUUCUGUAAUAAUUGUACAACUCAUUAAAAAAGGUGUUCUGAUCAUUCAUGAUGUUUGCCCUUCAGAUAUUCUUAUUGAUAUUCCAUACACUCUGUUUCUCUCCUAAAACGUAUAACGAAAACACAGACACCAAACCAGGUUUCAAAAUGAGUUCCUUAGAAAUUAUAGGCAAAACAGCACAAAGGAUGACUCCUGUGCAAAAAGCAGGAAGGGUGGAGAAUAACAAAAUGGCCACAAGGUUAUUCUAACUUGUCAGGAUUGUGAGUUGAAUAUAUUAAUGAGGAAAGAAUGUCUUCCUCAAAAAUUCGCCGUUUUUCAUUCAAUGUCUUAAUACUGCACACAAAAUUGCAUUGAUAAAUAUGCAGCAGAAAAGUCACGAGCUGACAUCUGGGGCUGUCGUUCUCAAGGGUUUGGUAAAGUAAUAAAAUGGAUUAGCUUUCUGUUAAAAAAAAGGAAAGAUUUCCUGGUGAAACAUCUCCCAAAAUCAACCAUUUUGAGGACAACUGAUGCUUAGACACCCUGAUAAGUUAGGAUUUCAAAAUCUGAGCGUCUGAUUUGACAUUGUAAAACGAUUAGCUAUGUAAUCAACAGAUUGAUUCUACACAUAUAACCCCAAGACAGGUCUUGGUGAAUUUCAUAGUAAACACAGUUAUGCAUAUAUACCUGGGAGUAAGCCCCAUUCAACUACUGGGGUUUACUUCUGUGUUAAGGUGUCUAGCACUGUAGUACUGUGGACUAUUGUUCCAGGAAACGCAGCAUGUUUUAACUUUUAGAGACCGGCAGACACCCCUCUACCUGUGGCAUGUAUGUAGAAAUUCAAGGGACUGUGAGCAAGUUAGGCCACAUGGAAUCUAGCCACAUUCUAGGACUUUAACUUGAGGCUGUAACUCCAUCUAGGAUUUAUCGCUUGCCAUUCUUGUGGGGCUUCACUGCAUUGUAUAUGUGGUUCUGCCUUAUAAGAACUUCAGUAAUUGCAGUUGAGCAUGACAAACAUCACUGUUGCUAAUAAUGAAUUCAAGUGGUGAGUGUCAACAGAUGUGCAGCCAAAAUAGGGCCUCUGACAAACAAGAGGGAUGUUUCAGUAUGCUUGGCCCGGCUGGUGUAUGCAGAAGUAC